This is a messenger RNA of Drosophila virilis, 1196 nucleotides long. It is a transcript of the gene Crk, whose product is annotated as Crk proto-oncogene, adaptor protein. Lineage: Eukaryota; Metazoa; Arthropoda; Insecta; Diptera; Drosophilidae. The record is from RefSeq and is a predicted model, not a curated record. Gene Ontology annotation, molecular function: signaling adaptor activity; receptor tyrosine kinase binding. Gene Ontology annotation, biological process: signal transduction; cell migration.
AAAAUUGUUAGAGGUAUCGAUACAGUAUGAACAUCCAUAACGAUAAGCAAAAGAAGAAUACACAAAGAAAAAAGAAUCAAAGUAAAAAUUAAUCUUACACUAAAUUAGUAAUCAAAAGAACCAUAGUCAAAAAUAUAUUACUCACCCAUAUUCUGAAUUAAACAUGGAUACAUUUGAUGUAUCUGAUAGGAGCAGUUGGUAUUUUGGCUCCAUGUCGCGGCAAGAUGCCACCGAAGUAUUAAUGAAUGAGCGUGAGCGGGGAGUCUUUUUAGUACGCGACAGCAACUCAAUUGAGGGAGACUACGUCUUGUGUGUAAGAGAAGACACCAAAGUUAGUAACUACAUAAUAAACAAGGUGCAGCAGCAGGACCAAAUUGUUUACCGAAUCGGCGAUCAAAGUUUUGAAAACCUUCCAAAGCUACUCACAUUCUAUACGCUACAUUAUUUGGACACCACGCCUCUGAAGCGUCCCGCGCAGAAAAAACUGGAAAAGGUUAUUGGCAAAUUUGAUUUCGUUGGAAGUGAUCAAGACGAUUUACCGUUUCAAAGAGGUGAGGUUCUCACGAUAAUCCGAAAAGAUGAAGACCAAUGGUGGACUGCCCGCAAUUCCACUGGCCUAGUUGGACAAAUACCUGUUCCCUAUGUUCAACGAUACGACGACUCUAUGGAGGAGGAUGGUAUUGAGCAUUUGGCUAAUUUAAACAGCAGUUCUUGCAUUGCACGUUCAACUAUUUCCUCUGCCAUUUCCAAUGUCGACUCCCCUUCCGUAUCAUCCAGCCAGUUUAGUACAUUGAAAAGGACAGACUUGAACCGCAAGUUGCCAGCUCGAGCCCGUGUUAAACAGUCGCGCGUGCCUAAUGCAUAUGACAAAACCGCGCUAAAACUGGAAGUUGGAGACAUAAUCAAAGUCACCAAAACCAAUAUAAAUGGCCAAUGGGAAGGGGAGCUAAAUGGACGCAAGGGCCAUUUUCCAUUUACGCACGUCGAAUUUGUCGAUGAUUGUGAUGUAAAUAAUUGUGCGGAUAUUCGAUUAAAUAACGAUUGGGCGGAACAACAAUAAUUUUCAAUUAUAACUUAUAUUUUAAGUUAAGAGAAUAUAUUAAAUUGUAAUGAAUAAGUGAUGUUUACCAAUUGUUAAAAUAUUAAACAUAUUGAUUAAUCUUAGAAAAUUCAAAAGAAAAUCCAGAUCACACAAA